GAGACCCAUACUUAUGCAGGUUCAUGUUCCUCGCUCCCUCCAACUACUCCCAACCCCAUUGCCCAACCCUCCCCACCUCUUUCAUCGCAGCAUGGCUGGGCGUUACAGCUUCUAGCUCCCUUCUCCCACCCUUGCCCAUACUCGUUCCGCCCUCCCUCCCCUGCAUGACCCCAGCCCUCCCACCGACCCACACCUUUCCAGCUCUCCCGCCCGUCAUGGCAGGGCGUUACAGCAUGAACCUCCCCCAUCCUUGCUUUCCCUCCCUCAUUGAGUCCCUCAUCGUUUAUUCCUCCUUACCUACCCUCCAUUCCCCUACCCAUCCCCCAUAUCUCCAGCACAUCAUACGGGGGCGCUAUGGUGUGCAUUGCAGCUUGCACCUCCCCCCGCCUUACCUCGCUUUCCCCCUGUCAUUGCUUUCCUCUUUGUUUCUUCCUCCUUCCCUACCCUCCAUUCCACCAUCCCAAACCCCACACCUUUCCACCUCUUCCAGUGCAUCAUGGCAUGCUAUGGUGUGCUGUGCACUGCAGCUCUCUCUGCCCUCCCUUGGAUGUCCCUGUCCGUUGCUUCCCCUCCCCUUUAUCACCGCCCCACUCCCCUCACUCCCGUUCAUAGCUCCACACGUGUCAGCGCAUCAUGCCGGGGUGCUACGGAGUGCACCUCGCCCUGAUAACCAAGACGUGCAUGGCAGCGCAUAG
Messenger RNA from Closterium sp. NIES-65, 695 nucleotides. The record is from the annotation of a GenBank genome assembly. NCBI's taxonomy places the organism in Eukaryota, Viridiplantae, Streptophyta, Zygnematophyceae, Desmidiales, Closteriaceae.